Molecule: messenger RNA, 1188 nt
Organism: Dendrobium catenatum
Lineage: Eukaryota; Viridiplantae; Streptophyta; Magnoliopsida; Asparagales; Orchidaceae
Exons: 1
Coding region: 1-1188 (395 amino acids)
Source: RefSeq, a predicted model, not a curated record
AUGAAACAACCGCCUGGAUUUAUUGAUCCAUUGUACCCGGAUCAUGUGUGUCUUCUUCAAAAAUCCAUUUAUGGGUUGAAACAAUCACCACGAAAAUGGUUUGAAACCUUUUCAAAUUAUUUGUUAACUUAUGGAUUUAGACACAGUUCGGCUGAUUCCUCCUUGCUAAUAUUUCACAAGAACUCAGUUAGUCUCUACAUUCUUGUUUAUGUAGAUGAUAUAUUACUGACCGGCAAUCAUGAGCAGACCAUUCAGGAUCUUCUUAUGGGGCUUUUGACUCAAUUCCGGAUGAAGAAUUUAGGCCGAAUUUCCUACUUCUUAGGCAUGCAGAUUUCUUCCUUCUCUAAUGGGCUUCAUUUAUGUCAAUCUAAAUAUGCAAUUGAGAUUCUAAACCGAGCGGGUAUGAUUGAUUGUAAACCCAUUUCUUCUCCUGCGUCAUCUAAAUUUCAAUCCACCUAUGUUUCUGAACUGUCCGCAGUUCAGUCCAACAAUUUCCGCCAUCUUGUAGGUGCAUUGCAAUAUUUGACUAUUACACGUCCUGAUAUAGCUUUCACGGUAAAUAAACUCUGCCAAUAUAUGCAUCGGCCUCUUGAAGAUCAUUUUCUUAUGCUCAAACGGCUUCUACGCUAUGUUAAAGGUACCAUAUCAUAUGGAUUGCCAAUCUUACCUAGUUCACUUGAACUAUCUGCUUUUUCCGAUUCUGAUUGGGCGGGUGAUCCCGUUGAUCGUAAGUCAACUUCUGGUUAUUGUACAUUUCUUGGUACCUCACUUAUAUCUUGGCAAGUUAAGAAACAGAAGACUGUUGCUCGAUCUUCCACUGAAGCCGAGUACCGUGCUCUUGCUACGGCCACUACUAACAUUAUUUGGCUCAGACGUUUGCUAGAGGAAUUCCAACUUGAUCUUUCACAACCUACUCAGCUCUUUUGUGAUAAUAUUUCUGCUAUGGCCAUUGCUACCAAUCCUAUCUUUCAUGCGAGGAUGAAGCAUAUCGAGAUUGAUUUUCAGUUUAUUCGUGACUGUCUGAAGAAUCGCGUCCUCCAGCUAGCUCACAUACAUUCUCAAGAUCAGCUUGCUGAUUUAUUCACCAAGUCUCUAUCUAUUCCUCGUUUUGUUGCUCUUAGAAACAAGCUAACCAUCUCGAAAUCUCCUGUUAGCUUGUGGGGCGGUGAUAAGCUAGCUAAAAAGUAA